This is a messenger RNA of Ooceraea biroi (clonal raider ant), 9779 nucleotides long. It is a transcript of the gene Chd1, whose product is annotated as chromodomain-helicase-DNA-binding protein 1. Lineage: Eukaryota; Metazoa; Arthropoda; Insecta; Hymenoptera; Formicidae. Gene Ontology annotation, biological process: nucleosome organization. Gene Ontology annotation, cellular component: nucleus; chromatin. The record is from RefSeq and is a predicted model, not a curated record. Gene Ontology annotation, molecular function: ATP binding; histone binding; ATP hydrolysis activity.
GCGGCUUUCUCGCUCAAAUCGACCGGAACUGGUGACUGCGACAUUACGUAGUACGCAGCCUCGGCCAACUCAUCCUUUUCCGGUGUGGUGUGUCACGCGGGCGUGUAGCAUUUUAGAGGAAUCAUCCGCUCGCCUUGAUGUCGCCGAUGUCGCCGAUGACCGUGUGAUUCUUCCCUACCUGCGUAACGAGGAAUGUGUGCUAGAAUUAAUCGCGAGUUCCUGAGCCCUCGAAAAAUCCAUUAUAUCCAACGGUACGUAUGGAUUUGACACGCGUUUCUAGAUCCCGCGAGCGAAUACCCGUCAUUUCUACUACGAAGUAACGAAUUUGCGAGGUACAGGAUUAUUGCGAUAUUUGUACUUUUAAGUAGAUCUUAGACUUAUUAUUAAGUAGAUUUUUAUAUAUCCGAGUAAUCUUUUGCGACAAAUUUGCUAUGCAAUUUUCCCCUUUCGUGACACGUGCGUUUCUCUCGUAAAUACAAUUUUUUUUUCGCCGAUAUUUCGUCGUCCUCGUGCUAAAAGUCGCGAGAAAGCGAAUCUCGUAAAUCCUCGAUCGCACGAUGCGCAUUUAGAUUAUUCGAAAAUUAUUUCGCCACCGACGUUUUAUGCCUCGGACGAUCCAGUAUACGCGUUUUUCCCGCCUGAAAUGAUUUUUUGCGCGGUUAAAGCUGCUCCGAAGAGAGUUUUUUCGCGCAAAAUUGACGAAAGUUUCAGAAAAAUUAUUUUGCAACGUCGAGGAACUUUCUCGUGGCAUCGCCCGCGCCAUUUUCAGCAGAAACCAGUAGUAGCCGCAUAUAUAAAAUGUCGAGUGGCGAGGUAAUCGAAAAAGAUGCAACGUCACAGUGACGCAUUCUGGGUAAAAUCGCUGCACUUGCUCAAUAUGGCUGUCCGAUGAGUUAUUUCCGUUUAAUGUACGCGAACAACCGACGUCCGUCCGCCCGCUUGACCGCUCGAAGUAAAGGCGCGUGAAUGGUCGAAUCGGUGGAGAAAAAAUCGCACAACGAAUUCUGCUGAUCGAUCGAGCUCCUGUCGACGAUAUUUCACGACGUAACGGUAUUUCGCAUGACUCGUCUAACCAUGGCUUUUCCGGUGUCUACGUGCGCGCGCAUGCAUCUCCUUAGGGUCGCGUAGUGCGCACGCGUGCUCUCGUCCCCUGCCUCCUCCCGCCGGCCAAUCGCCGCCGCCGCAUUCCGGAACCUUUGUCAUCCCGGCGCGCCGAUUGGCCGGCGAGGUGUCGGGGGAGGGGACGAGAUGGCGCGCGCACUGCAUGAUGGAGCUGUUGGAAGAGAGAGGUACGGGGAGGACGCAGAAGCGAGUUUAGCUCACAAAAUGGCAGUUUAGCUCUUGGGUCCGUGACCAUAUAGUACGCGAUACUUGCAUAGUUGCUCGCGAUGUCGAGUUUCCGAUGUCAAUAGUGAGUCGAUACUGCGGAUACGCGUACGCGCGACGAUAUUGUGACUAGAUCGACGCGGCUUCACGUGGGGUAAGCGUGAUUUGUCGGGACGUCGGUUACAGCGCACAGACGAGACCAUGCAGUCGAUAUGAUUGAAUUGCAGAAAACUUUAGAACCUGAAUCCGGGAAAGAAUCCGGAUCUGAUUCUGAUAAUGAAAGCAAGAGCGAUAGCUCUUCUUCCGGAAGCAACAGUGGUUCAGGCUCGGGCUCAGAAAGCGACUCUAGCUCGUCGAGCGGUUCCGGUUCCGGUUCCGGAUCAGGCUCCGAUUCGGAAAAAUCGGAGAAAUCCGAUGCACCUGCACAAAGUGAUAGCUUCCAGAGCAAAAGCUCGAAUCACAGCACAGAAACAAAGCUUAGAGUUAAGCAUGAGUCUAGUCGCGAAUGGGACGAGAAUCCUGACAUAUACGGCAUCAGGAGAUCAGGACGUUCCAGGAAAGAACCUGAUAGACUUACUACAAAUCGCGAGAGUGAUAGCGAUAGCCGCAAGAAAUUUAAAAAGAAAGGUUCACACAAUUCGUGGAAUUCGGAAAGUUCAGAUUCAGAAUCUGACGAAAUCGAAAAUCGAAGGCCCCCACCUAGUAAAUCUCUAAACAGACGUGCGGCGCAGAAGGCGAAGGAAAAAGCAAAAGUGCGAAAGAAGCGCAUCUCCGAAUCGUCUGAAAAUUCUUCCUUUGAUAGCGAUGACAAUAGAAGACAAGUUACUAGACGGACCGGCACAGCAGUUAGUUACAAAGAAGAAAGCGAAGAAGGCACUGAUAGCGAUGAUCUGGUUGAAGUUGACGAAUCAAACGCUGUAUCGGCAGAAGCCGAUAACGAUAAUGCCGAGACUAUUGAGCAAAUUUUGGGACAGAGAAUUGGCAAGAAGGGAGUUACCGGUAACAUAACGACAAUCUACGCUACCGAGGAAAACGGUGAUCCCAAUCCGGAGGAUCUGAGCAACGUAGAGACCGAGGUACAGUAUUGGAUGAAGUGGAAGGGUUGGUCUCACAUACACAACACGUGGGAAUCUGAGGAAUCAUUGAAAGCGCAAAAGGCGAAAGGAUUAAAAAAAUUAGACAAUUUCAUCAAACGCGAACGUAAAGUCGAGCAGUUGAGAGAAUGCUAUGAGCCAGAGGAUUUGGACUAUUUCGAGUGCCAAUUGGAACUCAAACAGGAUCUUUUGAAGAGUUACAAGAAUGUUGAGAGGAUUAUUGCUGAUUUUGCGAAACCGAAUUCGGAACAUCCCGAUUACUUCUGUAAAUGGGAGAAUUUAUCAUACUCCGAGGCCACAUGGGAAGAUGGAGCUCUGAUAGUAAAAAAAUGGCCGGAGAAGAUAAAAGAAUUUCGCGAGAGAGAGGAGUCGAAGAGGACGCCGAGUAAAUAUUGCAAAGUCCUUAAAACCAGACCCAAGUUCCAUCAGUUGAAAUCACAGCCAAGUUAUAUGGGCAAGGACAAGGAUCUGGUACUGAGGGAUUAUCAAAUGGACGGGCUCAAUUGGAUGAUUCACUCUUGGUGCAAGGAGAACAGUGUCAUAUUAGCUGACGAGAUGGGUCUCGGCAAAACGAUCCAAACCAUAUGCUUCCUUAACUAUCUAUUUCAUGCGCAACAACUCCACGGGCCAUUUCUAUUAGUAGUUCCUUUGUCGACCAUGACUUCCUGGCAAAGAGAAAUGUCCCAGUGGGCACCUGACCUGAAUUUCGUUAUUUACUUGGGCGACGUCAAUUCUCGUAAAAUCAUUAGAGACUACGAAUGGUGCUUCGGGGACUCGAAGAGAUUAAAAUUCAACGCCAUACUCACGACAUACGAAAUAGUACUUAAAGACAAAUCGUUUCUGGGUGUCCUAAACUGGGCAGCACUGUUGGUGGACGAGGCUCAUCGAUUAAAAAAUGACGACUCUCUCCUGUACAAAGCGCUUAGCGAAUUUCAUACCAAUCAUCGUUUACUAAUUACUGGUACUCCGUUGCAAAAUAGCUUGAAGGAGUUGUGGGCCUUGUUACAUUUCAUCAUGCCUACGAAAUUCGCCUCCUGGGAAGAAUUUGAGAAGGAACAUGACAACGCCGCGCAGAAAGGCUACUCGAAACUGCACAAACAACUGGAGCCGUUUAUCCUGCGCAGAGUUAAGAAGGACGUCGAGAAAUCCUUGCCCGCGAAAGUGGAGCAAAUUCUACGAGUGGAGAUGACAUCCGUGCAGAAACAAUAUUACAAGUGGAUAUUGACCAAGAAUUACGAGGCGUUGCGGAAAGGUGUGAAGGGCUCCACCAUGACCUUCUUGAACAUCGUUAUCGAGCUGAAGAAAUGUUGCAAUCACGCCUUUCUCACGAAGCCCAUCGAGGGCGAGAAGGAGAAGAGCAACGAGGACUACCUGCAGCAAGUGAUCCGCGGCUCCGGAAAAUUGGUGCUCCUAGACAAAUUACUAGUAAGACUGCGUGAUACGGGACACCGGGUAUUGAUAUUCAGCCAGAUGGUCAGGAUGCUGGAUAUCCUUGGUGAAUAUUUGCAACGGAGGCAUUUCCCAUUCCAAAGACUGGACGGAAGCAUAAAGGGGGAGCUGAGGAAGCAGGCGUUGGAUCACUUCAAUGCCGAGGGAUCGCAGGACUUCUGUUUCCUCCUGUCGACGCGAGCUGGUGGCCUCGGAAUCAAUCUCGCUACCGCGGACACUGUGAUAAUCUUCGAUUCCGACUGGAAUCCGCAAAAUGACUUGCAGGCUCAGGCCAGAGCGCAUCGUAUAGGACAAAAGAACAAGGUCAACAUCUAUCGACUGGUUACUAAAAAGUCAGUCGAAGAAGAGAUCGUGGAGCGUGCGAAGCAGAAAAUGGUCCUGGACCAUUUAGUGAUACAGCGAAUGGACACAACUGGGCGAACAGUAUUAGAUAAGAAGAACGCGGGGACCAAUAACAAUCCGUUUAACAAGGAAGAUUUAAAUGCUAUUUUGAAAUUUGGCGCGGAAGAUUUGUUCAAAGAUGAAGAGGACGGGGACGAGGAACCAACCUGCGACAUCGACGAGAUUCUGAGGAGAGCCGAAACGAGAGACGAAGGUCCGACGACGGUUGGCGAUGAAUUAUUAUCUGCUUUUAAAGUCGCCAGUUUCAAAACAGCAUUUGAAGAGGAUUUGGAACCUAUUAAUCAACCAAAUGAUAACGAUGACGAAAGCAAAGACUGGGCGGAAAUUAUUCCUGAGAACUUUCGGAAAAAAGUGGAGGAAGAGGAAAAGUCAAAGGAGAUGGAGGAUCUUUAUCUGCCGCCGAGAAGUCGGAAAACCUUACAACAAAUCAAUCAGAGUGAAGGAAAAGGCAGAAAACGCAAAAAGGACGACAGCGAAGAGGGUGAUGAUUCAGGCAGCGAGGUAGAAGGCAGCGACGAUGAGAGACCCAAGAAGAGAGGUAGACCGAGAGUCACGCCGCGCGAAAACAUCAAGAGUUUCACGGAUGUUGAGAUACGAAGAUUCGUCAAGAGUUACAAGAGGUUCCCGGCACCGUUGAAACGGCUGGACGAUAUCGCGACCGACGCCGAUUUACAGGAGAAACCCAUGUCGGAGCUGCGUUUCCUGGGCGAGCAAUUGAAGUCCCGGUGCGACGCGUGUUUAACCGAGUUCGAAAAUACCGCGAAGGAGAACAAGGGCGGCGAGGAGGAGGGCAAAGGCCCCGGACGCAAGAGGGGGCGGGGCCCCACCUUCAAGAUGGGCGGCGUCAUGGUCAAUGCGAAGUCCUUCUCGGCCGCGGUCAAGGAACUCGAGCCUCUGGAGCAAGCCCUGCCGUCCGAUCCCGAGCAACGCGCUAACUGGCAUCUUGACAUCAAUUUGAUCGAUUAUUUCAGGCUAAAACCGGCGAAUUUCGAGUGCGAGUGGACCUCCGAGGACGAUUCCAGGUUACUAAGAGGUAUCUACCAAUACGGCAUGGGUUCGUGGGAGGCGAUAAAGACAGACGCUAACCUGGAGCUCGGGAAUAAGCUCUUCCCCAACGGCAGCAAGGUACAACUGAAGCGCGUGAACGCGCGCGCGGAGUACCUCCUGAAGAUCUUGAAGAAACAAAUCGAUCUCAAGCUGGGAGUGACACGAAUGAGAAAGCCGAGGAAACCCAAGGAAAUGAAAACGGCGAUCACUAAAGAGAUCGUGGAGGACGACAGCUCCGGCGACGAAAAUAAGAAACCAAAAUCCAAAGUUGAUAAAUCCGCAAUCAAGAAAGAGGAGGAGGUUGCCGUGAAGAAAGAGAUCAAGGAAGAGGUCGACGAUUCACCGGAGGAUAAAAAGAAAGAGAAAAAAAUCAAAAAAGAGAAGAAAGAGAAUAAAAAGGCAAAAAAGAACAAGCAAGCCGCGGGUCCUAUGCAUUUCACCGCGAACAACGAACCAAGGGCCGUCGACGUGCUCGGCGGCUUGGAUCCUUCGAUAUUCGAGGAGUGUAAGGAGAAGAUGAGGCCGGUGAAGAAGGCACUGAAGGCUCUGGACAAGCCGGACAUGUCUUUGAGCGAGGAGGAACGGGUCGCUCGUGCGCGUCGGUGCCUCUACCAGAUCGGGAAUCACAUCAACACGUGUCUCACGGAGUACAGGGAUCCCGAGCAAGCCGGCGAGUGGAAGAGCAAUCUCUGGUACUUCGCCUCGAAGUUCACGAACUUCAAAGCGAAGAAGCUUUACAGAAUGUACAAGAACCUGAUGAAGCAGGGCGGUGACAGCAACGGCGGUGCCUCGACCAGUCCCGACAAGAAGGAGGAGCCCGCAAAGAAGCACAAUGAAAAGUCUCACGACAAACAUAUCGAUAAGCAGCAGGGAGACAACAUUAACAAGGAUAUCAGAAUAACGAAACGUAAAUUCGACGAUAUCGAGGAUAACUCGAAUAGCAGCACGCAAAGUAAGAAACACUCUCUCUCGUCUAUUUCCGCCGUCAACAGCAGUAUCAGCAGCACGUCGGUUACCACUAUCGGUGCUAUUACAAUUACCCCCAUAACGUCAACGCCGAACUCCACGUCGGGUAAUACCAAUAGCGCAGACAUGCCGAGGCACAAAGAGCAAAAAGAGUCGAAGCAUAAAGAUAUGAAAAGGGACAGGGAACGUGACAGAGACAGGGACAGAGGGCACAACGACAGGAAUCUUGACAGAAUAAGCGGGAGUAAGGACGACAGGAUCCGAAGAGAUGGGGGAUACAACAUGGGACACUACAGUGGUAGCAGGGAGGACGAUCAUUGGUUACCGAGAGACGGAAGAGACAUGAGAGACAGCGGCAGGUACGCAUUCGCGGACCACAAGCGCGAUCGCUUCGACGCUUACGGUCGAAUGUCAGGGGGUUAUCACAGAGACAGGGACAGGGAUCGAGAUCGUGGUAUGCACAUGAACGACAAGAGAAACGAUUACUAUCGGUACUCGUCGGGACCGCCUAGUUACGGGUACGGUCCGGGUGGCUACGGUAGCAGCGGCAGCGGCGGCGGUUACCCUCCCGCGGACAUCCCACCGGGUCACUUCCGAGGUCGAAGCUACCAAGGGGACAGCUACUCGAGCGACUGGCGAUCGAACAAGGACUACAGGCGGGACUACGAUAGAAGACCGCCGCCGCCAAACGCUAGCUCCUAGUGCUUCUUUCCUCGGUUGUGACGUGGUAAUGGCGUGCCUUGUGCAUAAUUUUACCGUGAACGGAAGUACUCCCCCAUUAGACAGAAUCGUGUCUAUGUGUCUAUGUGACGGACACGUGCGUUCGUGACGAACUUUUGUCGUACUUGUAUCUAUAUGUAUAAAAAAAUCUCUAUUCCAAUAUUUACUCAAAUAAUACGUGAGAGAUAAUAGUGAUGUAUGUGACGUGUUCUUACGAAAAACUGUUAGAGGUAAAUAGGAAUCGGGCGGAUAUAUAUAUAUAUAUAUAUAUAUAUAUAUAUAUAUAUAGAGAGAGAGAGAGAGAGAGAGGUUGUGCAAAAGAAGGAUAACGGGAGAGAUCGUAUUCUUAAUAUGUAUAAGACGGAUUUUUAUAUGUCGGAAUAUGUGCAUCGCGGUUAAUGGAUACGUAUCGUAUAUAUAUAUGUGCAUAUAUAUAUACGGUAACGGUACAUCCUGAAGCAUGUAUGUUAAGUACCGAUACGUAUUGAUUAUACGUGCUGUUGACUAUGAGUAUAGAAUAAAACCGGUAUAAAGAACACUGCAGGAAUUGUCUCUAUUACCAAUCACGCGAUCGUGAUUGAACAUGAUUAACGUAUGACGAUAUUUUAAAAUCUGGAAGAACAAAAUUUGGUUAAAGCACACACAUUAUACCGGUUUCUAUAAAAUUCUAUAUUUUAUAAUAAAUCCUGCUCUUUUUAAGCGAAAUCUCUGCGUUCUCUCUCGCAUCAGCAUUGCAUGAAUAUGUUUUUUUUAUAAUUGUGCAAUUUUGACAAAUUUAAUAUGAUGUUGGAAUCAUGAAUAUUUAUAUUUUCUAUUAUCGCCUAUGUACGACUCCACGUGCGGUACAAUUUAUGACUCGGACUUUUCCACUCCUCGUGCAGUCGCAGCGCGCCGUAAACGGUGUAUCAUCAGUGUUGUAUAGAUCGAUUGGUAUUCUCUUCUAAAUUUUGUAAAUUCAACCAUAUUAUUCCUCCGUGUCCAUCAGGAGUGAAAGAAUCUAAAAUAAUACGUUAAUGCUUUCGAACGUAUUUCGAUAUUAGAUAAAAGCUUGCGUCAUCAACUGGAUCGCACUGCCUGUCGUAGGUAUUUUUUGUUACGUACAAUAAGUCGACAGCUUCCGCGCUGAUUCGAGCGCAUAUAUUUUGCAUUUUCGAUACUAAAUAUAUAUAGAUAUAUAUGUACAUUCAGUUUAGAUACAUACAUAGCGUACGCACAUAAUUCGUGUCAAUGAACGAGUCCAUGCUAGAUAGAACAUCUGAUUCCGUAAUUAAUGUUCGAGGAAUCUGAGACGCGUCUGUUUAAAAUAAUCGGGUGAACUAUGAAAAUAAUAUUAUCUAAUGUCCGACCGCGUAGAUGAUAAUGGACACAGUCGCGUUGCGGUACGAUAUCUGUCAACUUGUAAGCGAGAGAUGCGUAUCAAUCAUUGUCGUGUAAAUUUCCAAUCGAGCAUUAGCAAUCAUUGCAAAACAAAUACAAAUCUAUUCGACUCGGUGUUCGAAGUCUGCAUUGUAUAACGAUCUAUCUUGCUCGCUAACCAAAUAAAGGCAGUAACAUAUAUAUAUAUAUAUAUAUAUAUAAAAUUAAUUAAUACAUUUUACUCAUGAUUACUGAUUACAAUCUGUGCAAAUCAAAACGAAAAUGCAGUUUGGAUCGCACCAUUUUUGUCGUGGUCUUCUGAUGUUUGUGAUUUAAAACGAUAGGAAUAGUCUAAGGAUAUUAUUUUUACGUUCGUUAUUUUACGGUAUCAUAGUUUUUUUAUGCUAUAUAUCUACAAAACCAAUGUGACAUAUUUGUACAUAAUAUUAGCGUAAAAUCAAUAAGAAAACUCGGUUUAUGUAUAACCGAGGAGUUAUAUACCAGUGUGCUUACGUAGCAUUAUGUUUUUCUUUAUUUAGUGCAUGUACUACGAGGUUCGCUACCUCAAUCUCGCUUCAGUUAAAGGGAGAAAGAGAACGAUGCAAGCGAAACCCACGUGUAGAAAUUUUUAUUUCAUUCACGAGGAAAUUUCUCUUAUUAAUUUAACAUUUCUCGACGGAAAACAUUUUGACAAAUUUCGAGAUAAUCCCGUGUGCUUAUUCCAAAUAAUAACGAAUGAUACUGGUAAUAUUUUUGUUCAUAAGGAAGUAUUUGUUAUACAUAAUAGGGAGAUUUAUAUUCAUAAAGGAAAACAUGAAAGUCGAGCUCUCGUCGUAAUUAUAGCUUUUAUAAGGUGAAAAGGCGUCACGUGUUACAGAUGUCUCUCAACUACGUGGGCCCUGUAUGAUUUGAGAUUACAUGCUGGACGUUAUAGCCUUUUAUUAUUAGCAUGUACAAAGUAAAUUAUUUUAUAAAUUACGUUUACGCUCAUUAAGCCGAGUUCGCAAUUUUCGUGUGCAUUUGUGUAAAUAAUAGCGUGUACUAAGCAAGCGGGAUAAGCGCGAUUAUAUUAUAUAACAAAAGCAGUAAUCCUGUAUAUUGCGUCUUAAAUAUAGUUUGUGCGAAGAGCAGAGGAAUAUUAAUCGGAUGGUAUAAUAUAGAGACCCGCUAGCCUAGAGGUUUUCAUUCGCAAAACGACGAUAUUUAAGAAACAGUUAUAUAUAUAUAUAAUUUAUUACCAGUAGGAACAUCGAUCAGCAGCGAUAAUUAAAACUAAUAGUAUUGACUACAAAGCGAGAAGAAUACGCGAGACCCGUUGUAAAUAUAGAUUCCGUGAAUAAAAUAAAUAUGAUUGACAUAGCGAGACAGAAUUUAAUAUACGUGCUUAUAUUAAAUCUUCAAUAUAAAGUAAAUAUAUAA